AUGUUUGGCGGAGAUGCGAUCUGGGCCUUGCCCGUCAUGUGGCUUCUGACGGGGUUGGUUUUCUUCUUUUUGGUUCUACGACUCUACACCCGUAUCGUAUGUGUUGCUUCAUACGGCGUUGAUGACCACAUCUACAUUGUGGCGUUUGUUUUCUUGUUGAUCUUCAACGUUUUCAUCCACCUUUCAGCCAACUACGGAUUCGGGCAGACCAUGGACGAGAUCGGGAAUAUGGACGAUGUUACGAAAGCUACAUUAUACGAAUGCAUCGGCCAAGCCUUUGCAAUUGUCGGAAUGGCCAUUGCAAAGUGGUCGAUGGGAUUCUUCCUAUUGCGCUUGGUGACUGUGAAAUGGCAAACGACCGCCAUUUGGGUUGCGAUGGUGACCGUCGGCCUGGCAUCUAUUGUUUCAACGAUCUUGGUGGACACGUUCUUUGCAAUUUUCCCAUGGGUAUUCAUCUGGAAGCUGCAAAUGCCGAAGCGAGAGAAGAUCACCAUUGCAGCAAGCAUGAGUUUUGGGUUGAUCGCUGCUGCUGCCGGCAUCAAGCGAACAGUCGAAGUCGAGGGCUUAUACACAAUGAACUAUCUGAAAGAUAGUGUCGGAUUGAUCGUUUGGUCAGCUGCCGAAAUGGCCAUCACCAUGAUCUGUGUCGGCAUUCCUGUUUGCAGGCCUCUGUACAAGCACUUGUUCUCUCACUUUACAUCUCAAAACGCAAGUGCAGGCUACCAGAAACAAAACGAAGAAAGAACCUCAUCUUCGGUUGCACUGAGGACCAUCGGUGGAGGUCUCAUUGGUGCAGACGGUCGAUCGUUGCCUCCGAGCAAGAACAGCACAGCGAACAAAUCAGAUAACAAGUCUGACUCAGAUGAUGUUAGCUUCACGGAAGUUCAACUUGGGAUCGGAGGCAGCUUCACAAAGACUCGAGUAGACGGAGGUAGCAGGAUGAUGCAUAACACUUCGGAUGAAGAGAUACUUGGAGAAGAGUUCAGGCAAAGCCAAAAGAUUAAAAAGGAUGGUGGAAGUAGGGCUACGCCGGAAGCCGCGUCGGGAGGGAUCACUGUGACUGAAACCUAUAAGGUUGAACGGUCCUAA
Messenger RNA from Colletotrichum karsti, 1089 nucleotides. RefSeq lists its product as uncharacterized. The record is from RefSeq and is a predicted model, not a curated record. The transcript is spliced from 6 exons. Bases 1 to 1089 code for a protein of 362 amino acids. NCBI's taxonomy places the organism in Eukaryota, Fungi, Ascomycota, Sordariomycetes, Glomerellales, Glomerellaceae.